AUGAUAAUCGAUUGCCUUGUCGAGCAUCCAGACCCCACGAAAGAGCCUCAUUACAACCUCGACCAUGACGGAAUCGGCUCUGGCCCAAUCAAAAUAAGGCCCCAUCUAGCGCUCAAGGAUACCUGUCAACGACACAACCAUCGUCUUGAUUAUAGCGCUAAAAUCCCCGAAAAUCCGCUUGACGCUUCAUGGCAGGAAGGUCUGCCAACCAACCCACUAUUACCCCUCACUUUGGUCAGCCGCACAUUUCGACAAUGUGCCCAGGAAACGCUCUUCAACAGCGUAGUUUUAGGCACUCAGUGGCAAGCCCUGUUAUUCCUUCGAGCACUUCGCACACCCGCGCAGGCCGAAUCUAACCUCUCGGGUACCGGCAUAGACCCAUCAACCGCAAUCAAUCAUCCCUCAAAACCACUGGCCCAACUUGUUCGCUCGUUACAGUUCCGAUGGCGUGGUCCAGCUUCGAUGGGAAAGGGAGGUGGCUCUGUGAUCUGCGAUAUCAUCCGGAGCUGUCCGUCACUCGAAAACGUCGCUAUCGGUAUUACGCUCUUGAAACCGUGCCAAGAACCCUUAUUGGAGGCCCUGGCAGGUCGAACAUUUCUUAAUGAAUUCCUCGUCCUGAGGAACCCUUAUCGUCAUGGCGAGGUCCAUCUUCAAUGGAAGGCUGAUGAAAUGCUUGCUCGAUUAUGCUCUGGAUGGAAACACCUCGAGACGAUUGAGCUCCAUAAACUCGCUGGUCAGUCGGACGAAAUGAUUCAGCACCUUCAGAAAACAAUACCCAUCCUCCCCGGCGCCCUGAAAACGAUAAUCCUGGAAAGGCCUAAUUUAGACGACAGGGAAAUCUCUUGGCUUUUGGCAAGCUCUCUCGAGAGUAUGCAAACACUUAAGAUUAUCGAGCCAACUAAGAAGCUUACCCGACCGGGCUUAUGCCGAAUCCUGAAAGAGUGUACCGGCCCAAAUUUGGAAAUUCUGACGAUCCGAGUUGCUACGGAAUGGGAGAUGAUUUUCCCCGACGAGUACUCCGAACGUUCGGAUGAUCCAGCCACAAACCGGGGCUUGCUUGAUGUCGUCUUCAAAACUUCUUCCGCCUUGAGGAAACUCAAGUCUUUGUCUUUCGACUGGGAUGAUCAUGACAUGGAUUGUACUGCGGUCCUGGAGGCACUCUCGAAUUCGCAAGAGAACACGUCCGAGUCGCAUGUCCAAUGCUUGCCCAAUUUAAAAUGUUGCUCAAUCCGCAGUUUUUAUAGUUGGCCCAAGAAAGCUCGAGAAGUGAUUAAGACAGCCAUGGAAGCACGAGGGGUGUGUCUUCACGUUGAAGGCGGAAAAGACUUUCUCAAGAAUGAACGUGGCUACCAGCGCGGCGGCUCCGCUGUCCCGCAAAGUUUGAGUGACUCAGAAGAGUAUCCAGAUUCCGCCUACCCCAAUGACUUGGUCAUGUCAAUUUUUAACCAGCUAAAUUAUCAGUAUGAGUACUACUGA
Messenger RNA from Puccinia triticina, 1476 nucleotides. RefSeq lists its product as uncharacterized. The transcript is spliced from 6 exons. NCBI's taxonomy places the organism in Eukaryota, Fungi, Basidiomycota, Pucciniomycetes, Pucciniales, Pucciniaceae. Gene Ontology annotation, biological process: regulation of transcription by RNA polymerase II. The record is from RefSeq and is a predicted model, not a curated record. Bases 1 to 1476 code for a protein of 491 amino acids. Gene Ontology annotation, molecular function: DNA-binding transcription factor activity, RNA polymerase II-specific; RNA polymerase II cis-regulatory region sequence-specific DNA binding.